GAUGAAGAGGUCAUUUUCUGAAGAUACAAAUCCGGACCAUGAUUUACUACAUGGAUCUACUUCACAAUUAGAUUCGACUCCCCCUAUCAGUAAACGUUUAAUUUCAGCUGCAUCAGAGCCUAUAUCAUUCAUCCGAAUCUCAUCCUUGGAGGAACUUGACAAAAGAGCAUUACAGCUUCAAAAUAAAAAACUAUGGGAAGCUUUGAUGGAACGUCGAGCUGCCAUUGCUGAAUUGAAGGAACGUAUUGAACACCUGGAAAAUCGCCAAACUAAGGAUGAUGCUCUACUUUGUGUAGUCAAUCGUUACUGGAAUCAGCUCGAUGAAGAUAGUUUGAUUAUACUUCAGCGUUUUGAUUCGGAUGCUGAGGAAGAAAUUUCAACAUCUACAGAAUCAUUUCUCAAACAAUUGGCUUCAUGGGACAAGGAAGAAGUUCCAGAAAAGCUUCAAGAACGAGUGCAUUUUUCCAAGCGUAUUAUUGCACGCCUCUUAUCUGCCUAUGAAAAAAUGGUUACUCAUCAGUUUCGUUUGCGUCAAUUGCUUGGAAACACUACUGAAACCGCAUCAGUUUCUGUUGGGUCUGAAAUUAGUGAUAAUAUUUUACCUAUUCAUUCCAGUUCAUCGGCUCCUUAUGGCACACAAAACUCUAAUUCUGAAGGUAACAAUCAAUCAACUAGUUCAUCUCAGGAGCCUGCUUCAGCAACAUGCAGCAGAUCUGGUGCAGUAGAUUUGCACGAGGAAAUAACACUUUUAAACAAGGAAAAUCUUCGUCUCCAAAGCCUUUGUACAAAUUUGCAUUCUAAACAUCGACAAAGUAGUCUUCGCCUUCGUGAACUACAAGACUUAGCUCAAACGAAUAGUGACGCGUCAGCGGAAUGGCAAGCUAAGUAUGAGGAUUUAGAUUAUAAACUUGCGGAAGCAAUGAAACAAGUUACGCGUUUAGAUCAUCGUCUGUAUGAAGCCCAGGAAAAGAAUAAAAAAAUGGAAGUUGAAUUAUCAGCUCUCAAAUGCUCAGACUCUCCAGGUCGUGAAGAUCCUUCAAGUGUUGAUGGAUCAAUUACACGGAAUAAAUAUAAUGACUUGGCUUGUGAACUGGAGGAGUACCGUGAGUUGGCAAAUAAUCGUAUAAAUGAAUUAGAGCGCCUUCAACGUCACUUGGAAGACAAAGUUGCAGAAUGUGCUUCAUUGAAUAUGCAAUUAAGAGAUAUUCCCGAGCAUAUUAUUACAGAAUCUCCUCAAUAUUUAUCCUUAAAAACUCAAUUCAAUAUUCUAUAUAAUGAAGCUAUCCAACUAAGAAGCCAGUUAGAGGAAGCUAGAAGUACUAUUCAGAAUAACAGACAUAAUCAUCUGAAACAGAUAGAAGAGAUGGAGGCAAAUGAAGCAGCUAUACAGAAUCAGAUGCGAUCUGAAAUGCUGCUCAUUGAAGGGCAAUACUCUCAACUAAGACACAAAUAUGAAACUAUGGAAUUGGAUUUCAAGCAAGCAUUGACACAUAAUGAACAAGCUGGUCCUAUCAGUUGCGAAAUGCGUAGUCUAAUUUCCACACUCCAAACACAAAACAAACAACUAAAAGCUGAAGUGACUCGUUAUCGUAGAAAAUGUGAAGAAACUGUACAGGAACGUGAAAUGAUACGUGCGGAUUUGAAAUGUACAGAGGAUGAGUUAGUUCGUGUCCGUACGGCGCUUUCAGAGGCAACUGCAGCUGUUAUUGCUGCAUGUGAAAAGUCAGAUCAAUCGACACCAUCAACCCCCCAAAGCUCAAAUCUACCUCAGACUUCAGUAACAAUGCCAGAUGUUGAAUCACCAACUGCUGAUCCAGAAUUGAAAGCGAAAAAUUCAAUUCCUAUAAAAGUAGAGGAAAAUGUUAAGUAUAGUUCUCCAAGUUCAUCUACUGCUCGAUCUGGCACAGUUACCACUUCAGCAAGCUCUCAUGUCAAUGGAAGUGUUCCCGAAAAAGUUUUGAAAACUGAAUCUACUUCCGACUUUCGUUCUAAUGUCUCGUGUUCUUCGCCGUCUAAUGAGAUUAUUCGUGAUUUAAAAGAACAACUGAAGCGUUCACAAGAAUCACAAAAAGAAAUGUCUGUACUACUCAACAUGUAUAAAGUUAUCCCAAAAGAUCAAAGAGACAAAGCAGCACUUCUUCAGUGCGAAGCCAAGCUGCGAGGUGAACUGGCUGAUGCCAGAAAUGAAAUCGAUAAACUUCAUGCAACUAUCAAAGAUCUUCAGUCACAACAAACGAAGAUGCAGCAACAACGUAAGUCAACGUUAACAUCUCCUAUUGAGCCCAAUUUAAAAAUGUCACCUGCUGAACGUUCACUCACUUCCCAUGGAAAUAUUCCACUAUCUCCUUCGAAAACAUGUAAGACUGGGUUGGUUUCACCUGAAGAAAAAAGCUCGAGUAUAUCUGGAUCUCUGCCGAUCACGUCUUGUGGAAAAUCUAAAAUUUCUGCUUCUGAUUGGCAAAUAUCAGAGUUGCAAAUGGAACUGUAUAUAGUUCGACGUAAAAGUCAAUCUGUUGAGGAGCAGUUAAAGCUUCACCAACAAAGACUUGUAGCUGCCAAGCAACAAGAGGAUGUACUAUUGAAGGAAAUGGAAGUGAGUUUUACUUUUGUUUGUAUUUUUUCACACCUGCUCUAUUUAGAAGCAGUCCGUUAACAGAAAUAUUCCAAUCUAUUAAUGCUUACAAAUGUUAUUAGGAAAAACUUGGCCUAUUAAAGACCUUGAACAUAUUUACAGUUUAUUAUGAACAUUACUAAUUAACUUUGCAAGUUAUUACUAAUCUUUUUGAGAUAAACGGUUUCCGUAUGUUCUCUUCACGCUUUCGAGCUGACCAUUUAAAAAAAGAAAUACUGACAUUUUUAACAAAAACUUGCUUACUUACAUCAAUAUUAUUUUUCCCUACUAUUUAAAGAUUACUGUUCAAGCAUUCGAAGAUGCGCAAGAACAAAACGUUCGCCUUGUUAAAACAUUACGAGAAAAAGAUGAUGCUCACUUAAAGUUAAUGGCAGAAAGAAUGAAAACUGCUCAACUUGCUCGUUUACUGAAGGAAGACAAACAGCUUUUAGAAGAACAGAUACGUCUGAUGCAAGCAAAAAUUGAAGCGUUAAAUCGUGCAGUUCUAAAACAGGAAGAGAAAGAACGUUUAUUGUUAACCAAUUUAGCAACCUUAGAGAAAGAGGCAUCAGCUAGACAAAAGUCACAGGAAGCUUAUAAACGAAAAGCUCUGGAAAGUCAACAAGUCUCUGAAGACUUAAAAGUCACUGUUCAAAAGUAUCAAAGUCAACUAAAAGAUGCUCAAACUACUGUUCAAGAGAAAGCGUCCGCUUUUGAACGCGUUUCUUUUGGUCAUCAGCGUUUACAAGUUAGUUUUUGUCUAUUGAAAAUCAUUUUAAUCUUUAUGACUGGUGUAAUUAGUAUGAUAAUCAUUUUUGUACUUUUCCAUAGUUCAGAAUCCGAUCACGUGCACAAUUUUAUUAUCUCAGGUUUCUGUUAUUGCAUGUAUGAUUAAAUUUUUGUUUCGUACUAAACUACAGAGCAAAAUCUGUUUGUGUACCACCAUAUGUAUGUAAUGACUUGUCAAAGUGCUGAUUCUGUUCGUGGUAUGGUUAUUUGUAAUGGCUGAUUGCUUGUUCAACGGAAAAAGGUCGGUAUUAAUAAAUGGAAUGAAGAGUCCAAGACUGUUAAUCAAGAUUUAUUUAUACACCAAACACUAAUCCAGGACUGAUCAUAAUUUGCAAUAAAAAAUGUCCAGUCAAUAGAUAAACGUGUUUUUAUUAUACUGUCAAUAGUUAACAUGAGUUAAUCAGUAAUUUAAUUCGAGUACACAAUUUGCAAAAUCAAUAAAUUAACUACUUUGAUCAACAAAUAUAGCCAAAUUACUAUAUUAUGUAUUUUACUGUUUCCUAAUAUUCACCUUAUUGAUUGAAUGCGUUUGAGUAAGGUUUUCCGUAGGGUUGGGGCGGUCACCUUAUGUUAAUAUAAUACUGAGCAUGUAGAUCGCUUCACUCAUUCUGAUAAAAUCUCGGCGCGGAUUCAGAAAACUCGAUUCGCUUUUAUCAACUUGCAGCACUUGUGGCAUAGGCAAGAUCCGUCUACCCGCAACUACCUGGUUGGAGUCCCCGUGAUUAAUGUAACCAGUAGUUAAAGACUUUGAAUGAUAUGGCUCAAAGUCGUUUGCAGUGGUACAGACGCAUGAACUCGUUUUCUGUGCAUUCUGCUUGUGCCUCAGCUUUCUCUGCUCAUAUUCUACUGUUGUUUAUUAAUAUUAAUUGUUGCUUUGAUUGCCAGAAGACUUCGGUUUUCACAAUAAGGCGUCAUAAUUCUUUUGAAUGAAGAUCCUUUAACUCGCAGGACAGAGUUUAAAUGUUUUAAAUUGUUUUUUUCUUCUGCUUAGACUUUCUUUAACAAGCUUGGUUUUCUACGGGAUGGGCUUGGUGAUGCCAUGCCCAACUCUUCUCUUUUAUCUGGGUCUGGGACCGACCCUAACCCUAGAUAAGCUACAGGCUAUGUUGUUUUUUUUACUUGUCAGACUAAAAUCCCUAAUCUACUUAAAAAUCUUGUUACUUGUUGCUUUAGUUUAUUAGAAGCUCAGGUCUGUAAUUUGGUUUCGGUCUUUUAUGAAUUAAGACUUAUGAAUGAACUAAGCUUGUAAUUGUUGAAAUGAAUUGAAUGUCGCUCAAUAAAUGAAAUACACAGACACAACGUGAUCUAGUGAUGGUCGCUCACGAAACUGCUUUAUUCACGUAAGCCCCAAAAUGUUUAUUUAUCAAACGAAAUUAAAAAUCGCUCCUCGAUAACAAAGAUAUUGGUUCCGUUUGAUUGUUUUUAUUGAAGAUGAACUUUUAAUUUCUACCUUUUUGAUACUUUAAUUGGAGAUUAUUGUACAGUAUGAAUUACCACUAUUCAUAAUACUGACAUUGAUCUGAUUAUACACAUGGUUGAUUAAUGAAAACAAUGCAUGUAUUAUUUUUUUUUCAGGAAGAACUUGUCACUGUGCGCAGAAAAUACGAGAGGUUACGCAAGAUCGAACAGUCUCACAACGCUGAUGAAUUUUUACUGGCUGAAAUUCAAGAUUAUAAAGAGCAACUUACAUGUCCAACGUGUAAAAUCAACAGAAAGGAUGCUAUUCUAACUAAAUGUUUCCAUGUGUUCUGUUUGAAUUGUCUAAAAGUUCGGUAUGAAACACGAAAUCGUAAAUGUCCAAAGUGCAAUGCAACAUUUGGUGCCAACGAUUAUCAUCGUAUAUACCUUACCUAAUCUAUUUAAACCGACAGGCUUAUCUUUUUGUGUUUUUUUUAUAGAAAUCUCUUCUAUUUGUUUUUGUAUACUCCAGUAAUGUAUAUAGUAUUGACUGUGAGAAUCCUUCACUAUGUUCUGUAAAUACUUCCCACUUUAAAUAAUAUAUAGUUUAUAUUUGUAUAA
Messenger RNA from Schistosoma margrebowiei, 5419 nucleotides. Lineage: Eukaryota; Metazoa; Platyhelminthes; Trematoda; Strigeidida; Schistosomatidae. The record is from the annotation of a GenBank genome assembly.